AUGGCGACUAAUACUUUGCCCGUGCGCCUGAACCCAUCCAGCCAUUCUGACGGCGACUGGGUUGAUCUCAAUGAUGGACAACACGCCCCGACUGUGGCCGCCACGGCCGAGUCAGAGUCAAUGACGGAGCGUAUUCAACGGGUCAGCUUUGAUGAGAAGAACCUGUUCAAAUUUUACAACAUCAAGUUCUCACCAACCCGGUACCAUCGAUUGAAGAAGUACUACUCUGAAGAACUCGAUGAUUUGUUUAAGGCGCCCUUUGAUACUUAUAAUCAAGAGGAUAAGGUGGACUUCCUACUCCUUCGAAACUAUCUCAGACGCAACCUACGUGUACUGGAAUUAGACCGUCAGCGAGAUGAGCAAGUUCGCCCGGUCUUGCCCUUCACCCAGACCAUCAUCGACAUGGUCGAGGACCGUCAGCGUCUGGUCCCCGUCGACAGUAAGCAGACCGCCAUGAUUCUCAAUAAUACCACCAAAAAAGUCCAGGAAACAACCAAGGCUAUCCUAUCAAACGACAUCAAGGCAAAUGAGUCAACCUUUGCCAGGGCCAUUAGCACAGUUGACCAGCUUCGCGGCCACGUGGACGAGCUUUAUGGCUUUUACUCUCCAUACGACCCAAUCUUUCCCUGGUGGAAUGAGGCACCAAAGAAGAGCUUCGAUGAAGCCCUCACGGGAAUAAAGGCGGCACUGGAAGCCAAGUUGAACGAGAAAACUGGGCCCGGGUCUAUCCGUGCUGCAGUUGAACCGAUUGGGCGAGAAGGCCUGCUCAACGAGCUCGAAGCGGAAAUGAUCCCCUACACGCCCGAGGAGCUCCUCAAACUAGCCAAAGAACAGUACGAUUGGUGCGAAAGGGAAAUGAAGAAGGCUUCAAGGAGCAUCAAACGCGACCAAGUGGGCUCCAUUGGGCCGGAUGCCACCGUAUCGGCUGAUCAAGUUGACGACGCAUCACCGGGGUUUGGCGACAACUGGAAGGCUGCGCUCGAGUAUGCCAAGAACAGUUAUGUCGAACCUGGUCAACAACCAGAGCUUGUUCGACAGCUGGCUCGUGAGGGCGAGGAUUUCGUUACCAAACAUGACCUCGUGACCGUCCCCAGCGUUGCUGCUGAGACGUGGCGCAUGUUCAUGAUCUCAGCAGAGCGCCAGAAGGAGUCGCCAUUCUUCCUUGGUGGACCUUCGAUUCUUGUCUCUUAUCCUACUGCAGAGAUGGACCACGACUUGAAGAUGAUGGUGAUGCGCGGGAACAACCCUCACUUCUCUCGGGCGACAGCUUUCCACGAGCUCAUCCCGGGUCACCGGCUUCAGCUGUUCAUGGCGAAGCGCCACCACCCGUACAGGAAGCUCUUCGAAACGCCGUUCUUUGUGGAAGGCUGGGCCAUGUAUUGGGAGUUCGUCUUCUGGAACAGAGGCGACUUCUUCGUCUCCCCCGAGGACAAGAUCGGUACCCUCUUCUGGCGGAUGCAUCGAUGCGCGCGAAUCAUCUUCUCGCUCAAGUAUCACUUGGGCGAGAUGACUCCUCAAGAGUGUGUCGAUUUGCUUGUCGACUGGGUUGGACACGAGCGCUCCAACGCUGAAGGCGAGGUCACGAGAUCAUUUGGAGGCGAAUACUCGCCACUUUACCAGGCAGGAUACAUGUUGGGAGCGUUCCAAAUGUACGGCCUAAGGGAGGAGGCGUUGAUGAAGGGAUUGAUGGGCGAGAAGGAGCUCCACGACAAGAUUUUGCGAGCAAACACGAUGCCGAUCGAGCUGCUGCGAGCGCUUGUGCUGAACAAGCCGCUGACCCCAGAUUACACGGCUAAAUGGAGGUUCUACGACUCAGUGUAA
Messenger RNA from Colletotrichum chrysophilum, 1821 nucleotides. RefSeq lists its product as uncharacterized. Bases 1 to 1821 code for a protein of 606 amino acids. NCBI's taxonomy places the organism in Eukaryota, Fungi, Ascomycota, Sordariomycetes, Glomerellales, Glomerellaceae. The transcript has 2 exons. The record is from RefSeq and is a predicted model, not a curated record.